This is a messenger RNA of Bipolaris oryzae ATCC 44560, 1263 nucleotides long. RefSeq lists its product as uncharacterized. NCBI's taxonomy places the organism in Eukaryota, Fungi, Ascomycota, Dothideomycetes, Pleosporales, Pleosporaceae. The record is from RefSeq and is a predicted model, not a curated record. The transcript is spliced from 5 exons. The coding region runs from base 1 to 1263 and encodes 420 amino acids.
AUGACCGUCGGUUCCAAUAAUCAGAACAUAUCUUUUUUCGCCAGCGGAGAUUACAAUGAGACGUAUAUUUACGGAACGGAUGGAUUCUGUGCAGAUUCCUACUCAUCGGGAGCAUGUGUAACAUUUCGUGGCGGAGCAUACGAUGCAUGGAAAUCGUCUACAGACAAGUCGGUCAGCAGUCGAAAGGAUAACACUCUCAGCUUCGGCAUUAACACAUCGAUUUCUUCGUUUGGAUUCGGCAUUCCGAAACAACACCUCAGUCAGGCCUUCACCAGUCAAUCGCAGCUCAGCUUGGGCAAGAACUCAUCAUUUUUACAAGCGCUCGUUUCCGCAGGCAACAUAGGUACGAAAGUAUACUCCAUAUUCUGGGAACUCGUCGGUGGUCCCGCCGAAAAGCAAAGUCGAGGGUCAUUGGUUCUCGGCGGUGUGGACAGAUCGUUAAUUUCAAAUCCAAAUGACAACUUCACAGCAUCACGGUUCCGAGGCGGCCGUUGUGGGACAGCGGCGAUACAAGCAUGCAUAAGUCCCAGAUCCGCGGGACUAAUGACGCUUCCACUAAGCUAUUACGACAACUUCAAAUUGAUCACGGGUGGAACGCCUCCAGAUAACAGGACCGAGGCAAGAAGCCUCGAUAUCAACUACUUCACAAUGCUCUUUGAGCCGAGUAACGUUUAUUACGGAGGCCUGACGAUCCAGCUUCCGAACAGCAUCUCAUUGAAGAUUCCUAAUACCGAACUCGUUGUUCCCGACACAUAUAUUGCCUCCAACAGCGCAGUACAGACAAAUACAUCGGUGCGAAACGUCGUCAUCAACUCACUUCAGUCCUAUAAUGGUAACGAUCUACCAGUUCUUGGCCGGCUGUUCAUGAGCUCGGCAUACACAAUGGUCAAUCAAGAAGCCGGGCGAUUUUCCGUCUGGCAAGCGAACACAGGGUCAAGAACCCUUGAUGUAGUCGCAGUUGACAAACAGAAUAACAUGAUUAGCGAGUUUUGCACGAACUCGACGGGUAGAUCAAUCGAUGCUGCACCUUCGCCAACUUCUUCCCUCAAUAUCCUAGUGCCAACAAAUGAAGCGUCAAAGCUGUCGGGUGGCUUAAUUGGUGGGAUAAUCGUUGGUGUAUUGGGAGGUCUGGUCCUACUUGGUGCCAUUGGCUUCAUUCUGUAUCGGAGACGAAGGCUAGGUAACGCGGCAACAAAAGCAGCACAGAAACCAGAGUCGCAGAUGAUAACAGAUGUAAAGUCGUCUACACUUGUUGUCGUUUGA